Messenger RNA from Rhodamnia argentea, 1888 nucleotides. Its product is annotated as serine/threonine-protein kinase PBS1. The coding region runs from base 347 to 1735 and encodes 462 amino acids. Gene Ontology annotation, molecular function: ATP binding; protein kinase activity. The record is from RefSeq and is a predicted model, not a curated record. NCBI's taxonomy places the organism in Eukaryota, Viridiplantae, Streptophyta, Magnoliopsida, Myrtales, Myrtaceae. The transcript has 5 exons. Gene Ontology annotation, biological process: protein phosphorylation.
UAGAAGUGGUGAAAGGGGAAGAAGUUAUGUUGAUUCCUUCUUGCUAUAAAUACGUCGUCUUUCUCACAGGAGAGGUCAGUUGAAACCAGGUAGAAUCAAGCCUCCGUUUCAAGGUGCAACCAUUCUGCUUCUUUGUUCUAGCACCCACCUGCUAGAUCAGAUGAAGGAGGAACCUUUACUGUGUUUUCUUUGGUUGGGUUACCGUUAAGACAAGUGUUGAGGGGUCUGAAUCUGAUUGGGUGUUUGUGACAAAAAUUGGAUGGGAAGGCGUCGUCAAGGAUGACUCUUUCUAGAUAAGCUUAUUGUCGUUAUUGUGAGGAUCGAUUCGAGGUCCCCAUUUGAGAGGAUGGGCUGCUUUUCGUGUUUCGAUUCGAGGGAGGACGUGAAGCUGAACCCUGAGAAAGAGAGCGACGAUCGGAGUCAAGGGCCUCUCUCAUCCGACAUUUCCAGAUUGGCCUCAGGAGUGGACAGACCACGAUUGAGAGGCAAUGCAGGAGUCAAAAGAGAACUACCUGGCCUUAAGGAUGCACCUGGUAUUGCUGCUCAGACAUUUACUUUCCGUGAGCUUGCAGCUGCAACGAAGAAUUUCCGGUCUGAGUGUUUCUUAGGAGAAGGGGGAUUUGGUCGUGUAUAUAAAGGACAACUUGAAAGUACUGGUCAGGUGGUUGCUGUUAAGCAGUUGGAUAGGAAUGGCCUUCAGGGUAACCGAGAAUUUUUGGUGGAGGUUCUCAUGUUGAGCCUUCUACAUCACCCUAACCUGGUGAAUUUGAUGGGGUACUGUGCUGAUGGUGACCAGCGUCUUCUUGUCUAUGAAUUUAUGCCCUUGGGAUCAUUGGAAGAUCACCUCCACGAUCUUCCUCCUGGGAAGGAGCCUCUGAAUUGGAACACUAGAAUGAAGAUAGCUGCUGGUGCUGCUAGAGGUUUGGAAUACCUGCAUGACAAAGCGAAUCCACCAGUUAUAUAUAGAGAUUUCAAGUCGUCAAAUAUAUUACUAGACGGGGGAUUCCAUCCAAAGCUUUCUGAUUUUGGGCUCGCAAAGCUUGGGCCAACUGGAGAUAAAUCGCAUGUUUCUACGAGGGUUAUGGGGACUUAUGGGUACUGUGCUCCCGAGUAUGCUAUGACUGGACAACUCACAGUAAAAUCUGAUGUCUACAGUUUUGGGGUGGUCUUAUUAGAGCUGAUUACUGGACGAAAGGCCAUUGAUGGUAGCCUUCCUCAUGGAGAACAGAAUCUAGUUGCAUGGGCACGUCCACUGAUCAAUGACCGCCGUAAGUUCUCUAAACUGGUGGACCCAAGUCUCCAGGGGCAGUACCCAAUGCGAGGGCUCUACCAGGCGCUUGCCGUGGCAUCCAUGUGCAUCCAAGAACAGGCGGCGGCUCGUCCUCUCACGAGGGAUGUAGUCACAGCUCUUUCUUAUCUGGCAAACCAAGCAUAUGAUCCGAACACGGCCGCUGGGCACGCAUACAGAGGACCCGGAGGUGUUAAGGAGGGUAAGAGCAGCGGAGACGAUCGGGGAGGAAGGAUCCUGAGGAACGAGGAAGGAGAAGGAUCAGGUCGUAGGUGGGAUUUCGAAGGGUCGUCAGAGAAAGACGAUUCUCCGAGAGACACGGUGAGGAUAUUGAACAAAGAUUUAGACAGGGAAAGAGCCGUGGCGGAGGCCAAGAUGUGGGGCGAGAACUGGCGGGAGAAGAGACGGCAGAGCGCACAAGGCAGUUUCGAUGGCUCUAACGGUUGACAUCUCAAGCCUUCUGUACCUUCGCUUCGAGCUCGGAUGGCGAUGCGUUACUUUGACAUGAUUCUUGCAUUUUGCUUGCCUGAGAAGCCAGAGAUUUUGAUGAGUUGUGAGGAACUUUUGAUAUUCCAUGUCUAAAUCACCCCCGGAAGAUCA